AUGAACUUGCAAAGGGCUGAGUGUCCCCUUUCCCAGCGGCCGCAACGCUGCCCCGGGGACUCGGACAGAGAAGACGAGCCGCUGGAUACCCAACCCGAGGAGGAGGAAGAGGAGGAGGAGGAGGACGAAGAGGAGGGAGAGCGGUACCUGCGGCGGCCCCAGCCCGGUCCUCCGGGGGCGCCGGAGAGCAGCGGCAGCAGCGCCCCGUCGGGGACCAGGGACGGCGCGGACGGCGGGCGCUGCAUCCCAGCCCGGGACGUGCCGGACGAGCUCGGGGAAGGGGGUGCGCCGCCGGCGCCACCGCCGGCGCCGGCCCCCGCGAAGCCGCCCUACUCGUACAUCGCGCUUAUCACCAUGGCCAUACUGCAGAGCCCGCACAAACGGCUCACGCUGAGCGGCAUCUGCGCCUUCAUCAGCGGCCGCUUCCCCUACUACCGCCGCAAGUUCCCGGCCUGGCAGAACAGCAUUCGCCACAACCUCUCCCUGAACGACUGCUUCGUCAAGAUCCCCCGGGAGCCGGGCCACCCGGGCAAGGGCAACUACUGGAGCCUGGACCCGGCCUCCCAGGACAUGUUCGACAACGGCAGCUUCCUGCGCCGCAGAAAGCGCUUCAAGCGCCCGGGUCCGGGCGCGCCGCUGUGCGCGACCCUGCACCCCGCGGCGGCGUCCGCGGGGCUCCUGCUCUGCCCGGCCGCUGCCGCCGCCGCCGCAUCUGCCGCGCCCGUCCCUGCUCGGCUCCGCCCGGGCCCCCUGCUGCAGCCGCACCCGCUGCGCUACAUCUUGCUGACGGCCCCUGCCCGCCCCGCGGCGCCGCCGAGGAAAGGGGACGCUCCGCCCCGGGUACCCGGCGGCACGGCCAAGGGAGUCUCGUUCAGCAUCGACAGCAUCAUGCAGGGAGCCCGGGGAGGAGGCGCGGCGGGGCCCCCAGCGGCCCCGUGGGCUCACUGCCACCUGUGGCACGCCCCGGCCGUGGCCGCCUCCCCGUGGCUACAAGUGUCCGCGGCCGCCCGGACGCUAUUGCAACCGCAGCCGGACGCCGCGAUCGUCUGCUGCCCCAGCAAGAACUCGCUCCUCGGCCGGCCCUUGGCCACUGCACCAUUGGGGUGCCCACCCGGAGCGGGCACGGGGCUGCUCGCUCUGGAGGCUCCCACGGGCGGGGAGGCGAGCGCCCCCGCUUUCUGA
Molecule: messenger RNA, 1182 nt
Organism: Vombatus ursinus (common wombat)
Lineage: Eukaryota; Metazoa; Chordata; Mammalia; Diprotodontia; Vombatidae
Gene: FOXD4
Product: forkhead box D4 like 3
Exons: 1
Coding region: 1-1182 (393 amino acids)
Biological process (GO): cell differentiation; anatomical structure morphogenesis; regulation of transcription by RNA polymerase II
Molecular function (GO): RNA polymerase II cis-regulatory region sequence-specific DNA binding; DNA-binding transcription factor activity, RNA polymerase II-specific
Source: RefSeq, a predicted model, not a curated record